GCAUAUCACACACAAUGUUAUCCAAACACCAUUACCUAAGUUCACAAACGUGUAUAGUAUGCCCCAUGUUCAAUUUUCUAUGCCAAGCAAGUCCUCCCCGAAAGUGAACCUGACCUAACACACCCAAUAAUAACUUAUAUAUGUACAGGAUUAUAGCUCGGAAUCACCGUACUACAACUGUCGCUCACGUGGUGUCAACUCUCCGCCUCGGAGGAAAGGACUGUGUCACUUUUUAAACAGCCGUACAAUAAUGGAGGGCGUUCUACAGAUGCCGGGUUGGAUUUUGAUCUGGUUUUACUCCACCGCCGCCAUCUGUACGUGGGAUGCAAGCUUUAUUGUUUUCCGACCUCAUUCCCUGCCCGGGGGUAGACUGGCCUAUAUCUGGUACCUCUAUAAGCACUAUGUGACGGUGGACCAGCGGUAUGCUGAUCUGAAAGACGACUUUGUGUUUGCUCAGAGUUUACUAAAUUAUGUAGAAGUUGUCCUGAACAUCAUAGCGAUAAUCAUGCAUUACCGGAAGAGCCGCCAUACGGUUCCGCUGGCGUUCACAGUGACUGUUAUGACGUUCUGGAAGACAGUGCUCUAUUUCCUGAUGUACCUUGUCUCCGACACCUACCGGAAGAACAACACAAUGGUGGAACACAUUUUCCUUUUCGUGAUUCCCAACGGUUUCUGGAUCGUCGUCCCAUUCCUCGUAAUGAUCAAACUCUGGGGAUGUCUACUUCCGCGUGGCGAAGAUGAAGUCAGAGGAUUGGCGAACACCCGGAAACGAAAAACAAAGGCGUCGUAGAUAUUCCUAUCAUUUAAAGACUUUUCGUAUUACGCUAGUCUUACACAGACUUAAGUGCAUCAUUCUCCAUCAAGUUGUUUCAGUUAGUUAAGGGAGUAUGCUAGCUUACUAAUCUAUGGCAAUGUAUGGAUAUUUGUUAGCACGAAAACAUCGACACGCAUCUCCUUAAAAUUGAUUAUAAUGUAUGCAAUGAAGGUUCCAUAAUGCAUUGAGAAGACGACGAUAUUGGGAGAUGUACGACAACAAACUUGUGCUCAAUGCGUAAUUAAUCCUGGAUGUUUUAAUUAGUAUCAAUAUAUGAGCUGAAACAAAUAAAUAAUGAUAGGCUACAGCAUCCAUCGUCGGUCAAAGAUAAAGAAGACUAUACAGGUUGUAUAGCAUUAUAAAUAAAGGGAUAUAAAAGUCUACUUGUCA
This is a messenger RNA of Pecten maximus, 1204 nucleotides long. RefSeq lists its product as uncharacterized. The transcript has 4 exons. The record is from RefSeq and is a predicted model, not a curated record. Bases 251 to 790 code for a protein of 179 amino acids. NCBI's taxonomy places the organism in Eukaryota, Metazoa, Mollusca, Bivalvia, Pectinida, Pectinidae.